This is a messenger RNA of Blastomyces dermatitidis ER-3, 4545 nucleotides long. RefSeq names its product RING finger protein. The record is from RefSeq and is a predicted model, not a curated record. The coding region runs from base 686 to 3313 and encodes 875 amino acids. The transcript is spliced from 4 exons. Gene Ontology annotation, molecular function: zinc ion binding. Lineage: Eukaryota; Fungi; Ascomycota; Eurotiomycetes; Onygenales; Ajellomycetaceae.
UUUUGACUCCAUGGACGGACAACGACAUCGUCGUUCGUUGCUCUUCAUGGUGGGACAACAGCGCCCCAAGCACAAGUUGAAAUGGGAAUCAACAUGGUCUGGCUGUGAAGUUGGUGUCUGUAGUUGUCCCCGCCACGCGGAUAGGAUUUCCAACAUUCUCUAUGCAUCUCUGACUAACAAAGGGAAAUCCAAGAUUCGAGGUUCGAGGUGCCAGGCUGAGUCUCAAGGACGUGAAAAGCAUGAAUGAAUGAUUUGCGUCUGGAUCUUCUUACCGCGAACCUCCUCGCCUCCACCACUCCACCAGCUAGUUCUUGACACUUCGCAGGUAGAGGGACUCAGCUCCAGCAUCUAUAUUUGCAGCUCUGGAGGCUGCUUCACUUCUUCAUUAACUAGGGCUUCUGUUCUUCUUAGACCCUACCCCUAGUCUUGUUCAUCGCCUUAAGUGCAAGCUUCAAUCCCCUAAUCUUCAAGGAGCAUAAGCUCUUCGAUCUAUCUCAGGAGCUGACUACUGUUUCAUCCUACCCUGUCAGGCUUGGUAAAUGAGGGCAGCGGGUGUCGAUGAUAUCAGAUACAUUUUCUCCCAUUCUGGAUAUCCAGCUGCCAAGUUGUGUGCACCUUUGUUUACAAGUACAGAGGCCUUUUUCCAUUUGUAUCAUUGGAAUCUCUUGCGCCUAAGCUAUGAGCCAUGAAACGAAAGCUCACUGAGAUUAUAGACCUCACGGGUGAUGAUGAAAAUGGCGCCAUCAAGGUGCCAAGGUCAAGUGGUGCUUCCCGCCUGGGUCAACCACGAGCCCGAUCAACCUCUCCACAAAACAGAAAUGACCAGAUGUAUGCUCGAGUCGCGACCAUUUUCCCGAGUAUCAGCUUCAAGUAUGUUGGACAGCUUUACAAGCGUCUCGCGUUUGUCAACCCAGGCGUUGAGGUGGAGGAAGCUUUGGUCCACCUUAUCAUGGAUUUGGGUCCAUACCCCAAAGAAGAAGAAGAAGAAGUAGUAGCAAAACUCGAAAAGCUCCCACAAAAUAUUCCGCGAAAGUCUCAGCAAUCAACUAGUUCCAAGAGAGCCUGGGGCAGAGACGAUGGGGUCAUUCGGGGCAAGUCUUACUACCGAGAUAGUCAAUAUCUGUUAGAGCAAAAUUUCCCUAAAAUUCGUCCAGAGUACAUACGCUUUGUGCUACAGUCUCAGAAAUCGUUGUUCGCUGCUUAUGCAAGCCUAGACGAAUCCGAAAACAUACCCAAUAUGACGAAUCCUCUUCCUUUACAUCGACAACGCAGCAAUCAGGGCCCCGUCGAACUGGUACGGCAGCCAGAUAUUCCGAUGAAUUCUGAUAUAUUGCGUGAACUCCAGGAUGCUUUAGAAGAGCGACGGAAAAGGGAAGAGUCACGUCAACGGGAAAAAGAGUUGGCUAAAUUGGAUGCCGAAAAAGAAGCGACAUGCAUUGCGCAGGGUAAUGUCAUGGAAUGCAAAUGUUGUUAUACCGAUGUCCCCAUAAUUCAUAUGAUACCUUGUGCAGGGGAAAAUAUCCACUUCUUCUGCAAGGAAUGUGUCAGAUCCACUGCAAAAUCCCAAAUUGGUGUCAUGAAAUAUGAAGUGAAUUGCAUGGACAUAAGCGGCUGUGGUGCUGGCUUCGACAAACAGAUUCUAGCCAAGGUUUUAGGUGACCCACUGAUGAAGAAAUUAGAACAGCUUCAGCAGCGCGACGAGAUUGCAAGAGCAGAGCUUGAGGGUCUACAUGAUUGUCCCUUUUGUGACUUCAAAGCUAUAUGCCCACCGAUUGAAAUGGGUGAUUGCCAAUUCUAUUGCCAGAACCCAGCCUGCAGAAAAGUGAGCUGUCGUCGUUGCGGCCUAGCAGCUCACAGCCCACAAACCUGCGAGCAGGCCAAUGACAAGAAAACACCCGCAAGACAGAAAAUUGAGGAGGCGAUGAGUGAAGCACUUAUCAGGACCUGCCCUAAUCCAAAGUGCAAGGUUAAAAUAAUCAAGGAAGAUGGCUGCAACAAAAUGACGUGCGUGAAGUGCCGCUCGGUAAUGUGCUACGUCUGCAAGAAGGCCAUCACAACGGAGGGGUACAGGCAUUUUAACAAACGUCCAAAUAGUUGUCCCCUCCAUGACGGCAGGUCCAAUAGUCGCCAUUUCGAGGAGGUUUCAAGUGCGCACAAGAAAGCGAUAGAUGAGGUCAUGAAGGCCAAUCCGCAGUUGAAUAUCGAGGAAUUAGCGGUCGAGGCCCCCAAGAACGAACAUCACAAGUCGGUGGAUCAUCGCAGGUAUCUACAACAUCUACGGAAUCAGCAACAGCAUUACAACGAUCUGCUCAGAAGGAGGCAGAAUCCAGGCGCGCCAGCAAAUCCAGCCCAACCUGGUGCUGCUGGCCCUGCGCAUGUUCCCAUGUAUGCCGCAGUCAAUCACAACCAUCCAUUAGCUGUGGCCUACCCCCAAGCAAUUCCGGUCCCAAACGGAGCCAACCAGUUUCUUCAUUUUAGAGGAGAUAUGGAACAGAUGAACACAGUAGAACAGCCGCCCCAUCCAACCCAUCAGCCGAUUGUCCGGCAAGAUCCUCAGCAACCUCACAUCUGGAAUCACGGGUGGGAUUUUCAUUUUAUCCCGCCAGCUGCGGCUCCAGUUCCAGUUCCAUUUCCGCACGUUCCUAGCGUUCAUCCACAGCAAUAUAAUCAUGGUCACCAUCAACAUUACCACUAUCAAUAUGAUCAUCUUGGCUAUCCAGUGCAAGGAACACCGAUGCCGCAGCAACGAGUCUCCGCCGCCCGGAAGGAUCAGAACCAGAACCAGAACCAGAAUGGGAAUCAAAAUCAGAAUCUGAGGCUAAAUCAACCCCGAGAUAUCAAUCAAGCUCAACAACAUUCACCACCUCAGCCCCAGCUCAAAAAUCCUCAAGGUCCACCUAAAUUCCGAAUACACUCCAAUCUUCGCUUUCCUCUGUCCGCGCCCCCGCCGGCACCCCAGCCUGUGAUGUCCACGCUUCCCAACUCAUUCGGACCGAUCCCAUCCCUUAAUCCACAUCCACAGUGGAAUCAGCAACUGAACAAGCCCCUUGUUAUGCGCGGCGUUCCGGACAAGACUCAGUCUCAUAAUCAAACAGUGUUGACCCAGCCAUCUCCACUACCCACCCAACCUACACACAUGCAGGCAAGACCGGCUGUUCCAGGCCAGCGUAUUGCCUCCAAUAAUAACAUCAACAUCAACCACACUAAUAACAACAACAACAACAAUAAUGAUCCUCAUCACAUUAAUAGACCGAUCUUCCGCUACCCGGUUGACGUACCUGAUCGCGGCCUGGGGGAGUUUCCGUACAAUUAAACCCUCGUUCACUGGCUAGUUCUAUGCGUUGGAUAUAUGAUAGGUCAGGGGAUGAAAACCGACCUUUUCUUUUGAUUUAAUACUCAUCUGCCACAGUUCAUGUAUUUUUCGCGUUUCCUCUCCAUUUCCUCUGCUUCUUUCUUGCAUUCAAAUCUAAACUCCAAGUUCAUAUGUUCAAUAAGCAAGGCGUUUGUUUGCAAUGUGUGUUGUCAGCAUGUCUUAGGGGCAUUGGGUGAUUCGUUUGUUUUGUUAUUUUAGAAGUAUAUACUUUUUUAUCUUCUCAUUUUUGCACCCUACUUUUCUUCUUGCCUAUUAUUUCGUUAUAUUUGGGUCGGAUCUUGGGUUGGAUUUCGGGUUCUGAAAACGAUUUUAACCCCCCCGCUUUCAACUAUACCCCUUCUUCUUUCCUCCAUUUCUUUUUUCUUUUCUUCUUUGUCUUUUCUUUCUAUAUUUUGCCUUUCCUUCUUUUCUAAUUCUUUUCUGGAUUGUCAGCCACGCCAUCAUUUGGACUUGCUUGUUCUGCAUGCUUCAAUGGCGGGAAUAGAUAUCCGUAUUAGAUAUCCUGUAUCAUCCUCAAUUGCUACCCUUUUAUUUUAUUACUUUAUUCCAAUAUUAUUUCUUCUGCCGUCCCCGCCCCUUCCUGUCCAUCUCCUUCAUCCCACUCCCCCGAUUUCUGUUCCAUAAAAAUAUCCCUCUCCCAUCGAAAUGCGCUACUCUGGCCCAACCGCACCUGGAGACGGGACGACUCUACAGCUACAACUUGUUCAUUCAUUUCCGGUGAAUUAAGUUAUACUGAAACCUGAAUAAAACGUUUAACAAUUGAGAUCAUUAAUUUCUAUAAUGCAAGACAUCUCAAUUCCGAAAAGUCAGAAAGCCCAUUCAAAAUAUUUCUCUCUUCUCCCGGCCGCGCUGCCAGCCCGGAUUCUUCUUGAACUUACGGUUUCGUCCUGCCAUCUUUCCUCCAUUUCUUGUACUAGCUUCAUCUCAAGCUUAAAAGAAAAAUAAUUGUAAAACGUAGGUAAAAAGGGUAAAAUGUUUUGAUAAUGUUGCUGAUAGCUCUGUUGUGCAGAGGAUGUUCAGAAAAAUAUAACCGAGACUCCCCCCCUCCCUCCCUCCACCUUAUCCAGAAAUACCUCAUAAGCAAGUAUAUGAAAGAGAAGGACGAUGGCAACGCUCAUAAAAGAAAUGUGAUCAAAAGAAACAUGAUUGAAAUAUCUGAUAUUCUUGUUCCC